CCCAAGAAACUACUCAAGAAUGGUGACAGUUACAUACACUGGCGCUUCAUGAUUGGCCAGAAGCAAAAUAAAAAUAAAAUCAAAUGCUUCGGACCCAUCUUCUAGUCUUCUUUGAAGAAGUCGUGACAACGUCGUGUUGACAAGUCGGGAACAAGCAAAAAAUCUUAUCUUUCUCCACAUUAUUUGGCUUCCAAAUCUUUAUUUCUUAUUUAUAUCUAAACAUAUUCUUGCUUCAUUUCUUCAGAUCUUGAAACAUACUCUAAACAAAAGAAACAAAAGAUUUGGCCAACUUCUUUCUUUCUGUGGUGAUUGCGAAUAAGUAUGUCUAUGGGGAAGAAACAUCUUAACAUCAAUUCUCUGAAUCACCAAUCCACAAAGGACGAAGGCAACAACUGCAAGAACAGCCUCUUCUUUGGAUUGUUUGAUGACCCUGAAUCUACAAGGUUGAGAAGUGGGAGUAUGAAGAGACAAUACAGCGACAUGGGAGAUAGCUACCACAGAGUUUAUGAAGAACAAAAUGAUGAUGUUGAUUAUGAUGGUGAUGGUGAUGAGGGAUCAAGGAUGGACAUGAAAGUCUUGAUGGUUUUAGAGUAUAUGAGAGAGCUUUACGUGGGACAACUUCAGCUGCUUAAAAAGAUGUUUCCAGGUGCAGCUAAAGAAGAGUUUCUUGGUUUCUUCAACAAAAUCGGAGACGCUGUGUCCCAAUUCAAACAAGAUUCUCGUCCUCAUACAAAGUCAAUGACUAUGCAGAGGAGUCUUAGUGCUGGUUCGCCACGUUUCACUUCGAAAGGGGUUAAUUUGGGUCCAUCAGAUCUAAAAAAUGAUAGGUUUAAAGUUACAACGGUCAAUGCUGGUGGAGCCGGCGGAGCUGGUAGUUCUGCGGGAGGAGGUAAAGGUGGCUCAGCGGCCGGUCAGGGACAGACCAAGAAGUAGUUUGGAUUUGUGACAUGUGGUGUGGCCAUGGAUGAUCAAAUCUUAUGAGACUCAGGGUUUAGCAUUAUUUGAAUGAAAUGUGAAAAGUGUGGUUAAAACUUGGGGAUUCCUAGUUAUAAAGAUGGGUAUAGUUUCUUUAUUCAAUCAUACUUCUUUUCCUAGUUGGGGUUGUUUUGUGUUUUAGGAUUUAUAGAGAUGAAGUAUUACUCUCAUCCAAAGGUAGAAGAAACUAGGAUCAACUAGCUUUGUUUAUAUAUUCUCUUUAGUGAUUGUUUCUAAUAUUCAAUUAAUAAAAGAAGCUUUGUGUGCA
Arabidopsis lyrata subsp. lyrata is the source of this 1243-nucleotide messenger RNA. RefSeq lists its product as uncharacterized. The coding region runs from base 322 to 933 and encodes 203 amino acids. The transcript has a single exon. The record is from RefSeq and is a predicted model, not a curated record. NCBI's taxonomy places the organism in Eukaryota, Viridiplantae, Streptophyta, Magnoliopsida, Brassicales, Brassicaceae.